AUGGAAAUCAAUACUUCAGAGCUUGAUUUAUACGAUUUCACAACCUGCCCCUUUAACGAAAAUCACCGUCUGCAAUCACCAGAUCAGUUUAAAUACCACAUUUCUCGCUGCAAAGACCGAAAUUUCACUCACAUUAAACAUCAAAUUGUUUACUGCCCUUUCAACAUUUGUCACGUUUACAUAUCCCAAGCUAAAUUGAACUAUCAUGUUCCCAGAUGUACUUCUCACCCUUUGAGAGAAACAAUAAGCUCUAGUACGUUCGGAGAAAAGCCAAAAUCUCUUGAAUACACAGCUUGCAAGUACAAUUCAAACCAUCAGAUUCUCAAAGCCGAUAGUGAAGCCUAUCACAUUCACAUAUGAAGCUGCCCAAGCGCUAAUAAUCCUCAUAAAAGUCCACCUCCAAUAGUGCUUGACUUGACACUAACAGGAAUUGAAAAUAAUUCUCACGGACUUAUUCCGGUAUUAAGGUCAUUUAAUUAA
Blepharisma stoltei is the source of this 480-nucleotide messenger RNA. The record is from the annotation of a GenBank genome assembly. Lineage: Eukaryota; Ciliophora; Heterotrichea; Heterotrichida; Blepharismidae.